AUGGCAGGCUCCUCUGCAUCAUCGGCGAAGCCUCCCAGGCCACCUAAUGCCUGGAUCCUCUUUCGUUCAGACAUGGUCCGCAUCAUGCCCAAGCCUGCGAAUGGAUCUUCCCAGCAGUCGGUCGUGUCCAAGGCCAUCUCAAAGCUGUGGGCGGAGGCAGAUCCAGCUAUCAAGCACGAGUACGAGCGACGAGCCGAGAUCAGGAAGCAGGAGCAUCACGAAAUGUAUCCUAAUUAUCGUUUUCAGCCAGUGAAGAAGGAGGACAAGGAGCGCCGAAAAGAAGAGGACAGGCAGGCCAAGGAGCGUAAUCGUCGCUCAGGCCGCAAGGCUCGUGGUUCUAAUCGUUAUGAACCGUACCCGACCGCCAGCACCUCCGCCGUCACGACCGGGCCUUUCCCUUAUCCCAUUCCCCACUUCUUUCCCCUCGGUACCCAAAGUUACCACCACGGUCCCCUGGGCCCGACACCACCCAUGUCGGCAGCUCCAUCCCCCUCCCCCGAAAAUUCGCCACUAGAGGUCUCUGAAGACCAUCGUGUUGCUCACCAACAGACGUACGAGACCGUCAAUAAUGUUUCUUCGGCUCCCUCGUCUUCGACGACGAGUGGCAUCGUCCCGGCCAUGCUGCUCCGAAGUUCGAACGACGCACCCCAGGAACUGUCUCUACCGUCAUCACAGGCGCCUGCGCCACAGUUACCGCCUUCGCCGCCUCCAGCGCCAUCGCACGAUGACCGAUGGAACGAUCCUACAUUCGAUGACUCCCUCCAGGCGUUGUUGACGUCAACUGAUGACCCUUCUAUAUUCACCCUAUCUCACUUUGGCGAAUUUCCAGACCAUGCGACGCUGGACGCCGUGGCACUGCCGAUGUAUGACCCCAACGCGUUCAACUUUGACUUGGGAAACAUGUCAUCGCAAUCGACCGAUCCUUUCCCCCAAUCCGACGAGGGGAUGUUAUCAUCCCUCGGCUCUUCGCAUUCGACUCAAUAUAAUCUGGAAGACUACAUCAAUUUCGACCAGUAUGAGCCCAGCCCCCCUCAAAACCUCCCUCCUUCUCCCCCCACUGAACUUUCAGUUAAACAGCCAUACCAGCCUCCGUCAGGUGCAGCUCUUUCGGCAUCUCGACGCGUUGCGGGGAGCUGGAAGCAGCCUUUUGUGCGAGGAUCAUCCCCCGACAUUACGCCUCUUCCCUAUGGAGUCUCGGCCAAUUAA
Messenger RNA from Desarmillaria tabescens, 1206 nucleotides. RefSeq lists its product as uncharacterized. Gene Ontology annotation, molecular function: DNA-binding transcription factor activity, RNA polymerase II-specific; RNA polymerase II cis-regulatory region sequence-specific DNA binding. Gene Ontology annotation, biological process: cell differentiation; regulation of transcription by RNA polymerase II; anatomical structure morphogenesis. The coding region runs from base 1 to 1206 and encodes 401 amino acids. Lineage: Eukaryota; Fungi; Basidiomycota; Agaricomycetes; Agaricales; Physalacriaceae. The transcript has 2 exons. The record is from RefSeq and is a predicted model, not a curated record.